Chara braunii is the source of this 5512-nucleotide messenger RNA. The record is from the annotation of a GenBank genome assembly. Lineage: Eukaryota; Viridiplantae; Streptophyta; Charophyceae; Charales; Characeae.
GUCGACCAGGCGUCUGUUUGACGACCUCGACACAGAUAUGUCAGACUUGUCACCGUUGUGGAAUAACAUGAAGACCCGCAUACCAACGGAGGCCAAAAUCUGGUUCGACCGCCCAAUAACAAGGGAGGAGCUAGCAUCCACAGUGAAGUGCAUGGCAGGCGGCAAAGCUCCGGGGGAGGAUGGGAUCCUGGUUGAGUUCUAUGCAGCCUUCCUUUCGACGUUCUCGGCGGACCUUGUUGACAUGUUCAAUGUCAUUCUGCAGGGGGAUAAUCUUGGCAAAACAAUGUCGAGGGGUGUGAUAUCUCUGUUAUUUAAGAAGGGGGAUAGGAGCGAGGUAAGGAAUUGGAGGCCAAUCUUCCUUCUGAACGUUGUGUACAAGCUACAGGCUAAGACAUUGGCCAAUCGGCUCGCCAAGUUCCUUCCUAACUUGGUACAGAGAGACCAAGGAGCCUUCGUCCAGGGGAGAUCAAUUUUCGAGAAUAUCCUUAUGGCAAUCGAGGCUCUUGAACUGGUGGACUGGGAGGAGGCAAAUGUGGCAGUUCUGCUUCUGGACCUAGAAAAGGCCUACGGCAGAGUAAAUUGGUCCUUUGUUCUCACUACUUUGAGAGUGGUGGGCUUCGGAGAACAGUUCUGCAGGUGGGUUAAAGCCAUGUAUAGCUUAUCUACGGCAGCGGUUUGUGUCAACAGUCAAAUUUCUGAGGAAUUUCAGCUCACCCGCUCAUUGCGACAGGGCUGCCCGCUGGCCCCGUUGCUGUUUGUGCUUCAUUUGGAGCCAUUACUUUGUAACAUCUGUUGCCAUCCCGAGAUCACAGGUUUGGUGCUGCAUAAUGGAAGAGAAAGUCGAGUGAAGGCGUUGGCUGAUGACCUGUUCGCCAUUUCUCAGAACUCCAGCAGAUCCUUGGACGCGCUGAAGAGCUGUUUAGUUAUGUUUGGGGAGCUAUCAGAGGCUGCUGUAAAAUGGAAUAAGUCGGUUUUCUUCCUCCCUCGAUGCCACUCCUUGAGCGUGCAGUGGGGCAUGGAGAGAGUUCCAGCAGGGACCGCAGAACGAUUCCUGGGAGUUCAAGUUGCCCUGCGCGACUGUUCUUCCUCUCAGGACUUGAUCUUACAAGAGAGAGUUGCGAAACGAGUGAAGGGAUGGGGCAAAGCAGGAAACCUCUCGAUUAUUGGGAGAGCGUUAGUCAUUAUGGUCUCGGCCUUUGCUUUGCUGUGCUACGUGGCGGCAGUUCGGCGAAUAGCUCCUGGGACGCUCAAGACGGUUAAAAGCCGCUGCGGUCACCUCUGGAGGAGAUGCAACGGGACAGUUUGGAAAAAGCUGGAUACAAAGGGGAGUGUCGAAAAUCUCGGACCUAUGGAAUCCAGACAUCUCACAGUGGAGAGGUGCAGCGGAACUAAAGUGCAACCUCUGGUUGAAGCUGGAAGGGUCGAUGGCAUGUGGGUGCAAGCCUAUACACUCUGGAACGCCGUCGGAAUGGGUGCCGCGAUUUCUUGUGUAAAUUUGCCUUGCUAUGGAUCAGCGGAUAUUCCCAGUAGGUAUGAAAAUCUGUUGGCCUUUUCCCUUUACCAGCUGCAUCCGUACUGUGCGAUUUAUCGGGGCCCGUCCGAGUUGGUGAAUAUCCGACGGGCAGUACGGAACCACAAGGGUCUGCAUGAGGAUGCUACACGGGCACUUGAUUCGGGUGUACAGGACUUGGAGCAAGCAGCACCAGGGCCAGAUGCUGGCGAACCUAGCAGUGCAGCCUCAACCCGCCAAUUGGAGGAACGAGUUGACCAUGUAGUUGCAAUGCUCGGCGACAUCAGCACCUUCGCCGCACCAGCCACCAUCAACGAGCAGCUGGACACCUUGAAGACCGAGGUUCGGCAACUGCACCAGCUGCUCGACAAGGAUGGCAACACCAGUGCGAAGCAGUAUAAGAUGCCGACAUUCCGAAAAAUGCGAAGCAACAAUAACUCCCGUGGAAAAGGGAAGGCGAAAACCGCAUCACCGGCCGGAAUUGGACAGCCGGUACCAUGGGUCAAGUUCAACUUGACCGAGGCCGAGUACAAGUACCGCAUGCGGUGGAUUGUUGCACGUGGAGUGGCUUCUGCUAUUGGUGCAACAACACCAAGCACAAGACCUCCUACUGCCAAGAUCAAGGCAAGGAGGAUGUUCGACCUCGAAUCAGCUCGGGAGCUUGACCUCAAAUCGGGAUAUCACCAACUCGAGAUCCUGCAGGAGGACCACUACAAGACGGCGUUCAAGACGCGAUAUGGGCAUUUCGAAUGGCUGGUUAUGUUGUUUGGCCUUACGAAUGCCCCGACCACGUUCCAAGCGGCUGUGACGACGGAGUUUCGACACAUGCUGGACAGAUUCAUACUCAUCUACCUCGAUGAUAUCUUGGUGUACAGUCGGAGUUCGGAUGAGCAUGCGGAGCACCUGCGCACCGUUUUGAAACGACUACGACAAGCCAAGUACAAAGCCAACCGCGACAAAUGCGAAUUCGCGCGGCAAGAGCUUGAGUACCUGGGCCAUUUUGUGGUGCCGCAAGGCAUCCGUCCGCUCGCGGACAAAAUCGAGGCCAUCCGAGUAUGGCCCAAACCCACCAACGCCAUGAAAGUUCGCUCAUUCAUGGGGUUGGCGGGCUACUACCAACGCUUCAUCACCAGGUACUCAAGGAUUGCCGCACCAUUGAUGAGACUACAAUCGCCAAAGGUGCCAUUCGAUAUUAGCGACGAAGCGCGUCGGUCAUUCCAAGCACGAAAGACGACCAUGCUCAUGGCACCCGUCCUUAGCAUCUACGACCCCACCUCGCCAACGAGAGUGACAACUGACGCUUCCGGCUAUGGCAUUGGGGCAGUCUUGGAACAACAUGACUGCGAUGACUGGCACCCCGUGGAGUAUUUCAGCCACAACGUGCCUCCCAUCAAUUCACUUGAUGAUGCAAGGAAGAAAGAGUUGCACGUGUUUGUGAUGGCUGUCAAGCGAUGGCGAAACUUCCUCCUUGGGCGUCGUAGGUUCACAUGGGUCACUGAUAACAACCCAUUGACCUACUACAAGACGCAGGAUACGGUGACCAGCACUAUUGGACGAUGGAUGUACUUCAUCGACCAAUUUGACUUCACAUCGAAGCAUCUUGUCGGCCUCUCCAAUCGCGUAGCGGAUGCACUGUUGCAAAGAUCCGAUCUUUGCGCUAUGACACAUCAUGCCUUCGCAUUCGACGAGGAACUCCAGUACAUCGAAGACGAAGAUGGAGCUAUGGCGCAACAGCGACUCGGCGGCGCCAAGUACUUCUCCAAGCUAGACCUCAAGUCCGGUUAUCACCAGAUCGAGAUUCAGCCAAGAGAUCGGUACAAGACCGCAUUCAAGAUGCGGUAUGGGCACUUUGAGUGGAUUGUCAUGCCUUUCGGUCUCACCAAUGCCCCGACUACUUUCCAAGCGGCUAUGACAACGGAAUUCCGCGACUUGCUGGACCGCUCCGUACUCAUUUACGUCGAUGACAUCUUGGUCUAUAGUCGGUCGUUGGAGGAGCAUCUCGAGCACCUUCGCGCCGUAUUGGAGCGGCUUCGUAUCGCCAAGUACAAGGCAAACCGCGACAAGUGCGAGUUUGCCCAACAAGAGCUGGAGUACUUGGGCCAUUACGUCACGCCGCAAGGCAUUCGUCCGCUCGCGGACAAGUUACAAGCUGUUCAAGAUUGGCCGGACCUCAAGUGUACUAUCGACGUCCGCUCCUUUCUUGGCUUGGCAUCGUACUACAUGCGCUUCGUCAAAGGAUUUCAACGCAUCGCUGCACCAUUGUCACGACUUCAGUCCCCCUUGGUGCCUUUCGAGUUCAGCGACGAGGCCCGGCAUGCGUUUCACACGCUGAAGACGACUUUGCUUCAAGCUCCCGUCCUAAGCAUCUACGACCCGACGUUGCCUACCAAAGUGACUACGGACGCUUCCGGUUACGGCAUUGGUGCGGUUUUGGAACAGCAUGACGGCACAGACUGGCAUCCGGUUGAGUAUUUCAGCCAAAAGGUGUUGCCCAUCAACACUCUUGAUGAUGCGAGGAAGAAGGAACUCCUAGCUUUUGUCUCCGUACUUAAGCGUUGGCGUCAUUUUCUCCUCGGGCGUCGGCGAUUCACGUGGGCAACGGACAACAAUCCGUUGACAUAUUACAAGACGCAAGACACGGUGAGUAGCACGAUCGGUCGGUGGAUGUAUUUCAUUGACCAGUUCGACUUCACCUCCAAGCACAUUUCGGGCUCCUCGAACAAGGCGGCGGAUGCUCUCUCGCGAAGACCCGAUCUUUGCGCCAUGGUACACUCCACGUUCGGCCUCGACGAGGACCUCCAACAACAUUUCRUAAACGGCUACAAGUCGGAUCCGGGAUUCUCCACACUCUACGCGGACUUAUCAUCGGACCAACCGCCGGCAAGCAACUAUCGCAUCACCAACGGCGACUUGCUCCUCCAUACGCGAGGCAAGGACUUGUUGUGUGUUCCCCAAGACCGCAUCUUGCGCACUCGCCUCCUUGGCGAAUACCAUGAUUCGCGGCUGGCAGGACACCUCGGCGUCGCACGCACACUAGCACGACUCCGCCAGCGUUUUCACUGGCCGGACAUUAUCAACGACGUCAACCGGUACAUUCAGUCAUGUGCAGUUUGCCACCGGAAUAAAGGGUGCCAUCAGCUCCCUUACGGCGAACUGAAACCAUUGCCGAUACCUCAGGCACCAGGUCUCUCCAUUGCUAUGGAUGUGACCGGUCCUUUCCCUCGCGAUCGCCUUGGUCAUGAUGGUAUUCUCACGGUCGUUGACCGUUUGAGCAAGUACGCUCGAUUUCUUCCAUGCAAGUAUCAUACGACGGCUCCCGAGCUCGCACGACUUUUGCAUACCGGCUGGUUUUGCAGCCACGACGUUCCGGAAGACAUCGUCAGCGACCGCGACACUUGUUUCAUGUCGGCCUUUUGGACGACACUCAUGGUGGAAUCCGGCACCAGCAUGACACCGAGCUCCGCACGGCAUCCUCAAACGGAUGGGCAAACGGAACGUGCGCACCAGACUGCGCACAUGAUGCUCCGCACGCUCAUCCGCCCGGAUCAGAAGGACUGGGUUGACCGCCUUCUUGACAUUGAGUUUGCCUACGACACUUUGGUGCACCCGGCGAUUGGCGUGACUCCAUUCGAGUUGCACCACGGUGGACGGAAAGGACGUAUCUUCGCAAACAUUUUGCUUCCACGGGCUGCCGAUAUAGACGCCGCUUGCUCCCCCGCUUCUACACGGAAGUACAGGGAACUGCUGGCCAAAGCCCGCGCUAACAUGCAAAAGGCUCAGGUCCGUAUGCAGCAGCAAGCGAACCGUCGUCGCAUCCCAUGUCCAAUUCGCGCCGGCGACCUAGUUUGGGUCACCUCCGAGGAAUUCGCGCUCGAGCAGGACGUCUCGCGCAAGCUCCUCCCGAAGUGGUUUGGACCAUGGAUGGUCACUUCAGCAGCUGGCGACGACCCCGCGGGUCCAUCAUUCAUCACCGAAUGACACACGCUGGAUCGCAAGAGCUGA